AAGAAACAACGAUUAUGACACUCAACUCAAGAUUAGUUCUCUACACAUCACUCAUCUGCCCAUACGCUCAAAGAGUCCACGCAGCGCUCGAACAAGCAGGUGCAAAAUAUGAUAAAGUUGAGAUUGACCUCAAGAACAAGCCAGAAUGGUACCAUCAGAUCAACCCAGCGUUGAAAGUACCAGCGCUAGUAGUAGACAAAGAUGCACACAGCAAGGACUUAGAGAAGGUACCCGAAAGUGGUGUAUCAGUCAACGAAAGUUUAGUUUUAUUGGAACUCGUGGCUGAUCUCUUCCCAGAUGCACACUUACUCCCACACGGAUUAGUUAACGCUGUCAACAGAGCGAAAGUACGCUUGUUUAUUGAAGCAGGAAACGCCUUCAGCAGCGCCUACUUCGGCUGGUUGAUUAGAGGAGAGCCAGCGACGAACAUUUUGACAGCUAUUGAGGGUGUACAAGCACACCUUCCAGAGACUGGUUUCUUAUUAGGUACUGAUAGACCAUCAAUUGGUGACUUAGCAUUCGCACCUUUCUUUAUCAGAUUCAAAUCGUUUGCUGAGAAUUCCAACCACAGCGAAGUUGAUAUCGCAGGUGGAAAGCAACUUUUGGAGACACUAAAGACAGAGAAGUAUAGCAAGUUCUACAAAUACAUUAAUAGCCUUUUGGAUUUGCCUUCUAUCCAGACAACUUCACCAGAUGCAAAGCUUAUCGUUGAUAGGUUCACUGAGAAGAUCGCACAAUUGAAGGCAGCUAAAUAAAUUACUAUACAUUUGUAUAACUAUUAAUAGUAUUCUAUUUUCAUUCGUU
Messenger RNA from Wallemia mellicola CBS 633.66, 804 nucleotides. RefSeq names its product thioredoxin-like protein. Gene Ontology annotation, cellular component: cytoplasm. Bases 15 to 755 code for a protein of 246 amino acids. The record is from RefSeq and is a predicted model, not a curated record. NCBI's taxonomy places the organism in Eukaryota, Fungi, Basidiomycota, Wallemiomycetes, Wallemiales, Wallemiaceae. The transcript has 2 exons.